UUUCAGAUACUUGUUCAUAUCACUAACACUUCUGAAGACCGAAGGACAUUCGUUGUUGAUUGUAGCAAAUUUAUGAGAAGCUCUUGCAUGUGGUGUUGCAUGCAGUUGCAAGUUUGUGGUUUCAAGGUUCACUGAGUUUACGUUGACAGUGGGAGAGUCUAUAGAGUCUAUGCUUAGUUGCUGACUGCAUUUUGUGGCUUUGCAGCAAGCCUGUCGCCGACGGCGCCGUUGGUGCAAUGAAGCAAGGCGUUGUGGCGUUGCUGCUUCUGACAAAGACAGCUGCCACUGUUUUGAGACGCCAGGCCAGCAAUAGCAGCCGUCCCUCUUUCGAUCCCUGCAGCUGCACCUGCUGCACUGCAGUGGAACAAAGCGGUCUGAUCUGCGUGCCGGGAGGUGAUAGCUGCAAGCUUUGUGCACCCGGUCUGCUGCAAUCCUCCUUUGCUGCCCUUCACAAUGAGGUCGACUAUUCUCGCUUUUGCUUGUCAGCUUGUCGACCAUCCAAAGAUCUGCUUUGUGAAGACCGAGAAGCGGACGUACAGCAUCAGACUGCUUUGCUGCGGAACGCAGCAGCGCCAGCACCGGCACCAGCGUCAGCGGAUAUGGCUGAAGUGAAGCGUGCUGGAGAGGAGGCUGCAGAAUCCUUAGCCGAAGCUGCACUCUUGCGAGCUCAACGUCAUGCAAGGGAGGCCAAGCAAUCAGCCGCACUGGCAAGAUACGCCUAUGAGAAACUGACGAAGAGCCGAGACAUGGCCGCGGAAGCAGCCGGACAGGCUGCCUUGGAGGACGUUAUCAUAGAUGCUCGAAAAGAUGCAGCUGAAGCAGUGAAAAUCAGAGAAGGCUGGGAAGAUCAGGCGCGUGCACUUGCUGCCCACAAGGCAGUUGUCGCUGCUUCAGUCUACAAAAAGGCAAAAUUGCGAGAUUUGAAGGUGGCAGAGGCUUGGGAGAAGCAGGCGACUGACCUCGCGCAAACAAGUCGGCAGUACGAGGAGUAUGCUGUGCAGCAGGAGAUGAAGGAGAAGAAGAUAAAAGCGGAGGUGCGAAAGGGAGACACUUCACGACGUUCUGAACUCCAAGAAGUUGAGGUGGAGGUGAACGAAGGUGUUGACGCUGCACACCGAUAUGAGGAAGAGGCCCAAGCAGCUCGCAAAGAAGCUGAAGGCAUCCGUGCCAAUUCCUCUUGGUACGACCAAGCUGAAAAGGCUGCUGCAGCUCACACCUUGUAUGCUGAGCUUCCCAAGGGUGUGAUCCCUCCGCCUUUGCCUCCACUUCCCUAGACGGCAAAAAUGCCAGUGGCACUGAGAAGUUCAAAAAGCAAACUCAGCCAUUUCUAGCCAGUUGCUUUGAAUUGUUUGUUUGACUGCAGAAAAUCUUCCAAAGUGUGGCCUUUGGCUCAUUUCAGCUUUUCAACAUGUUAG
Messenger RNA from Durusdinium trenchii, 1415 nucleotides. The record is from the annotation of a GenBank genome assembly. NCBI's taxonomy places the organism in Eukaryota, Dinophyceae, Suessiales, Symbiodiniaceae.